Molecule: messenger RNA, 705 nt
Organism: Lactuca saligna
Lineage: Eukaryota; Viridiplantae; Streptophyta; Magnoliopsida; Asterales; Asteraceae
Source: the annotation of a GenBank genome assembly
AUGUUCGAAAAGGUGGGACUAUGCCAUGUGUCUGAGCUCCCCGAAGGUCAUAGUGAAGACAUUGAGUCAAAGUACAAAACUCAGGAAAAAUUUAAGGCCAAGAUUUUGAAGGUUGAUGAAGAGAGACAAAGAAUAUCUUUAGGAAUGAAGGGAUCAUAUUUCGAUAUUGAAACACAACAUAUUCAUGAUUCUGAUGCACCUAAAGAUUCUGAUUCCGAAUCCGAUGAUCCUAUCCUAUCUGAGACCUCGGAAUCACUGAUUCCAUUCUCUAAACAUCCAGCUUUAGCUGAAGUGGAAUCCAGGGCUUCUGUUCUUCCUCUUGAAGUUACAUUAGAUAAAGAAGAAGAUGAGUCAUCUAUAGAGGUGGAACAAGCUCAAAGUCCAGAGCCUCUUGAUAACAAAAAAAAAUCUGAAAAGAAUGAGAACGAAAGUAAGCAAACCAAAAAGAAAGAAACAUAUGAAAGGGAACGAAAAAUUAGGGUUGCAGGGGAGAGACUAUUGCAGAAAGAUGUUCCAAGAAUAGUUGAUGAUUAUGAGAAGAUGAUAAGAAGCUCUCCAAAUAGUAGUUUUAUCUGGAUAAAAUACAUGGCAUUUUUUCUCUCGUUAAAUGAAUUAGUUGAAAAGGCUCGAUCAACGACUAAAAGGGCUUUGAGGACAAUUAAAAUAAGAGAAGAGCCAGAGAAGCUAAAUGUUUGGGUUGCUUAA